AUGGCAAUUCUCAGUGCUCUGGAAAAGAAGAUAUGGGAUGAUAACAAAGACUGUUACUCUCGCCUUAUCACCUUGUCUCAGCUUUCUUCCUCCUCCUCCUCGACCAUAUUGUUUGUUAACCCUCCUACUCACCUGCCUUCCCGCCCUUCCUUGGAAACCACUUAUCCGUUUUACUCCUUCCUCACCUCUUACCCUUUCCUCCUCCCCUAUUUCUUUCUCUUGUCUUUCCUUUUCUUCCUCCAUUUUCUCCUCUUACCUCUAUUCAUUCAUUCUUCUCCUCUUUUUCCUUUUAACUCAUCCUCGUUCUCCCUUUUUCUCUUCCUCAUCUCUUUAUUCUUUUUUUUAUUUUCCUUCUCUUUCGUUUUCUCUUUGUGUUCUUUCUUUCUGUUUUUUUCCUUAUUUUUACCAUUUUUUUUUGUUUCUUACAUUUUUUGGUAUCUUUACUUUCAUUUUUUCCAUCUUUCUUUCUCUUUCCUCUCUGUUUUCUUUAUUUUUCUUAUUCCUUUUACUCUAACACUUUCUUUUCUUAUUUUUUCUUUCUCUCUUCCUACUCUCUUUAUUUCUUCCUCCUUCAUUUUCACUUUUUCUUUUCUUGUCAUAUCUCUUAGCCUUUUCCUUUUCUUCUAA
Acanthosepion pharaonis is the source of this 627-nucleotide messenger RNA. The record is from the annotation of a GenBank genome assembly. Lineage: Eukaryota; Metazoa; Mollusca; Cephalopoda; Sepiida; Sepiidae.